Molecule: messenger RNA, 1416 nt
Organism: Misgurnus anguillicaudatus (oriental weatherfish)
Lineage: Eukaryota; Metazoa; Chordata; Actinopteri; Cypriniformes; Cobitidae
Gene: xiap
Product: X-linked inhibitor of apoptosis
Biological process (GO): positive regulation of canonical Wnt signaling pathway; regulation of cell cycle; negative regulation of apoptotic process
Cellular component (GO): nucleus; cytoplasm
Molecular function (GO): cysteine-type endopeptidase inhibitor activity involved in apoptotic process; ubiquitin protein ligase activity
Source: RefSeq, a predicted model, not a curated record
GUUACGUAACGCAUUAUUAAUGAGCCAAGCGUCAGCGGAACAGGGUGGAUCUGGAUAGACACACGUACGUAUACGCCUACCAUCUGGUUAGAAAGAUAACUGAGUACAUUUAGCAGUUUCUGAAGUUGAUUUCAAGUGAAUAACGUCUUAUUCAAAGAAAAUUUGAUAUUGCAAGUAUGGCACAGUCUAGUCAGGACAGCGGCAUUGAAGCCGAUCAUGCAGUAGUCUUGUCAUCAAUGGAUGAUCGACUGCAUUCAUUUCAACACUUCCCUCGUCCUCAAGCAGUAUCAGUGAAGCGACUGGCCAUGGCAGGGUUUUAUUACACGGGACAGGCGGAUAAGGUGUGCUGUUAUAGUUGCAAUGCAGCACUGGACAACUGGAAUGAAGGUGACGUCCCGUUGAAAAGGCAUCAGCAAGCGUCUCCUUCCUGCAUGUUUCUCAAUUGUGCUCGUGGCAUGCGUCCCAUAAACAACUCGUCCAUCCUAAGCAGCGGCUCUGAUUAUGACGAAGAUGCCGAAGCCAUGGAGUUACAGCUCCGCACGGGAGAAGUUAUGGAUGAGACCGUGUAUCCCAAGGUGCCACACAUGAAGAGCGAGGAAGCUCGAUUGAGAACUUUCAGCAACUGGCCAGUGAAUUCGCCGGUGCAGCCCAGCGACCUGGCGCAGGCGGGCAUGUUUUCUCUUGGGAGGGAAGAUAGCGUGCAGUGUUUCUGUUGCGGAGGAAUGCUGGCUCAAUGGGACCAGGGAGAUAAUCCCUGGAAUGAACAUGAAAAAUACUACCCAAACUGCUUCUUCAUCUUGGGCCACGAUGUGGGCAAUGUGCCGCUGGCAGCACCAAGACGUGUGGUGAAUGGUCGGGAAGCGCCUCUGGAGACUUUUGAAGGGCGGUUGGAUACCUUCAGAGACAAACAGCAUCCAAUAGACCAUGAGAGAUUGGCCAGAGCUGGCUUUUACAGCACAGGGGACCGAGACAAAGUGAUUUGUUUUAAAUGUGGAGGAGGGGUGAAAGACUGGCUGCCCGAAGAGGAUCCAUGGGAAGAGCACGCCAGGCACUAUCCAGGCUGCAGUUUUCUUCUGGCAGAAAAAGGAAGUGAAUAUGUCAAUGAAGUGCAACUCAGAUAUCCUAGGGGACAGCAUUCGAGGCCCAAUCAGAAUGGCUUAUCAAGUCAUGAGGAAGCAAAGGACCCAAUGACAAAACUUGAGCAACUCCAGAGAGAGAAGCUUUGUAAAGUCUGCAUGGACAGUGACAUUAGCAUCGUCUUCAUUCCCUGCGCACACCUGGUCACUUGCGAAAAAUGCUCAGAGUCUCUGAAUAAGUGUCCCAUCUGCUGUGCCACCAUUGCACAGAAGAUAAAGACCUAUAUUGCCUGAUCUCAAAGAGACCCCAACUACGAAUUAAACCCUAAUGUUCUCUGAA